GCGUGCGCAGUGGGCGGAGCUGCGCGUGCGCGCUGGACGUGGUGCUGCGCGCGGGAAAGUUGGCAGCUGAGGCGGCGGCGUGGUACCUGCUUCUGGAAGCUUCUGGGGAGCGCGCCGGGGCGGCGGCCUCGGCGUUCCUCUGCGCGAUCGUGGCCGUAAUGCUGCUGGCGAUUAAGUAGUGUUGAAGAAGACUCAGUAGCUGAGAAUGAUGGAAGUCUUGAUAUUAGAGAUUGAAGAUCCAGGUUGCUUUUGGGUUACUGUAAAAGGAUGUGGGCCUUAUGUAGUCAAUGAAAUAGAAUAUAAAAAUCUGAAUGCUGAAAUGAAUCAGUUUUAUGACAAAUCUUGUCAAGAUGCAGAUGAAAUAAAGCCACUAACAUUACAAGAAGGCCAGAUUUGUGUGGUUUUUAGCAAGGAACUGAAAUGCUGGUGUAGAGCAGCUAUUAAGUCAAUCAUGUCCUGUACAGAUCACUAUCUAACAGAAUGUUUUCUUGUGGAUUAUGCCAAAUAUAUUUUCGUUAAAUCAAAUGACAUUCGGGUUGCAGUGGAAGCAUUUAUGAAAAUUCCAUAUAGAGCAAAACAAUGUGGACUGUAUCGCACAAAGCCAGUGACUUUGCAUAUCAACUUUUGUGAAGAUACUGCAAAAAUAGUACCAGCCAAAAGAUGGGAUUGUGCUGCUACUCAGUAUUUUCAAAGCCUUCUCAAAGCAACUACCCAAGUCAAAGCACGUUUAUGCGCUAUUGAAGGUAACAAACUUGAUGUUCUUCUUUAUGUGACAAUAAAAAAUGAAAAGGUAUGCGUUAAUGAUGAUCUUGUCUCAAAGAAUUUUGCUCGUUUUGAGGAGGGUAAAGAGAAUACAGAGCAUCCUGCAAAUGAUCGAGAGCGCCAGACAUCAUUAAAUGUUGAGUCUCCUCUUCCACUAAAAAUUGUUAAUCCUGCACUUGCUUUCAGCCCAGUGCUGUUUCAGGAGAAGGUAUCCAAGUAUCUUGAAACAGGUCAUGCUAUUUCCACUUCCUUUCUCUUCAAGAAAGGACUGCACAGUCACCAGAUGUCAAGCACAGAUCUAAACGCAAGUACUGAAUCUAUUGUCAAAGCAGGGCUGGGUUUGCCUUUUGAGGAAAACACAGCUAUUCCUGUUCACACAGACAGACUCCUGCAGUUCUUAAAUUCUGAUCCUCUGAAGACUGACUUUAAUAAAGGUGACCAACAGUUUCAGAAUUUGCAGAAUGUUAGUGCAGAAGAAAACUUUGUUUUUCUUAGCAACAAAAUUGAGCCAUCUUCAGUUUUGGAAACAGCACCACUUUUUGAUGAUCUGAAAAAGGAACUUAUUCGGAAAAAAAUUUUAGGCCCUAACUUCACAGAAUCUUACUGUUGGCCACCAAUAGCUCGAGGAUGUGAUGUACUUGCCAUCUCACAUCAGGGAAAUGAUCCUCUCUUAUAUAUUCCACCAGUUCUUACGUUUUUGCAGUCGGAAAGUUGCUACACAUCCUUACCGAAUAGGAGUGGACCACUAGCAUUAAUUGUAUGUCCUGGAUGGAAGAAGGCACAACUUGUUUUUGAAUUAUUGAAAACAUACAGCAGAUGCUCCAGACCGCUUCAUCCCAUGUUGAUAAUAGUUGGGCAAAACAAAGAAGAAGCUAGAAACGUGAAAAUUCAUCGAGGAUGUGAAAUUAUCGUGACUACACCGUACAGCCUCUUGAGACUGUUGGAACAUCACAGCUUAUUAUUGCUCAGACUUUGCCAUCUUAUUUUUGAUGAGAUUGAGGUACUGUUCUCUGAAGCUAGUGAACAGGUUUUUACCAUACUAGAUUAUUACAGGAAAACUGUUAUUAUAGAAGAACGCCUAUAUUCACCACAUCAGAUCGUUGCUGUUGGAACUUGUUGGAAUAAACAUAUAACACAUUUACUAAAGGAGUUCAUGAAUGAUCCUUACAUUGUGAUAACUGCUAUAGAAGAAGCUUCCAUAUGUGGAAACGUGCAACAGGUCGUGCAGCUUUGCUUGAACAGUGAGAGAAUUGCUGUGUUGCUCAGAAUACUGGAUUUUACACCUAAUAAUGUUGAAAAGAUGCUGAUAUUCACUAGUACAAUAAAUGAAGCACAAAUGGUUCAUCAGGCACUGAGGAGCAAUUCAAUAUUUUCCUUGAAAAUACAUAAAGAAAGCAAGUUUAAUUUUGAAUAUGUUUUAGAACACUGGACAAAAAAGUAUAGUUCUGGCACUCGCGUUGUGUUAGUCUUAACAGAUGACUGCAUGCAGUCUUUGGGAAUUACAGAUGCAACUUGCGUGAUACAUUUCAGUUUUCCUUCUUCUCCAAGAAUCUUUGGUCAGCGUCUACACAACAUGUCUGACAACUUCCAUAAUGUGAUAGAGAAGGGCUCUUUUGUUGAUCAGGAAUAUACAAAGGCAAGGUCAGUCUUACUACUAACAGAAAACAAUGUGUGCCAUGCUCUUGGGGUCCUGCACUAUUUGAAGCAUGCUGAAGCUGAAAUUCCACCAGAACUGCAUGAUUUUACUGCCAGGGUGCUAGAAGCUGAAGAAGAGAAGAAGCUUGCAAGGCCACUGUGCACCUAUCUUAAAACACUUGGGAUUUGCAAGAAUAGGAGAGCCUGUCCAGAUCGUCAUCACAUUAAUGUACAAACAGACAUACCCCAGAAUAUACCAGAUAAAAUUACACCAACGCCUGGGUGUAUGACAAUAGUGCCUUUGCAUAUUGUAAGUGCAACAAACUACUUUGGUCGCAUAGUAGAUAAACAAAAGGACCAAUAUGCAAUUCUUGCUGAAGAAAUUAAUGAGUAUUUUAAGAAGCCUAAUAAUAACAUCUCUGUUGAAAAGGUGGAGAAGCUAGCAUUGUAUGGAUUGUAUGAGGAAACAUUUUUUCAUAGGGUUCAGGUGGUAGAGAUUUCCCCAAAAAAAGAAGAAAAAUUAUUCUUUAAUGUUACAAUUAAAUACAUAGAUGAAGGCAGAAUGAGUCAAGUUGAGAGCCAUCAACUGCUUCAGUUACCUGCAAGAUUUCAGUGUCUGCCACCUCAGGCUGUGGAAUUUAUAGUUUGUAGCGUGAAACCCAUUGACAAUGAGAUUGAAUGGAACCCAAGGGUUACUAGUCAUAUUUAUCACAAAAUUAAAGGAAAACCACAUGAAGCAAAAAUGGUCCUUACUUUGGGAAAUACAGUUUGGGUUGACCCAAUGGUCCGGGUUACCAGGCUUUCAAAUUUGAAGACUUAUGUCAAUGAAUACAAUGUUCGAUCUGAGAUUUUGUCUAUGGGGCUGGGAACAGACAAUCCGGAACAUAUAAAACAACUUCAGAAGUUGUGCAGACACGUGAAGGUAUUAGCUCAUGAGAAGAACUUGGAGACUUUAAGCAUAAAGGAGGAAACUGUCAGUCCACAAAAUGUGUCCCACUUGCAGAAUAUACAAGAAAACUCUACUGAAAGCUGUAGUUCUUCCAAAAUGACUUUGGAGCAUCAUCCAUAUGGUGGUGUAUCUGAAGUUAAGGAAGCAGAAGACUCUACCCUUCAUCAGCGUAAAUGCCUAUUGGAAAAGUUCUUGGUAAGGAAAAAAAAUUAGGGUGAUUGAAGAUUGAAUCUGCAUGUAUCUCCUUCUGCAGCUUUGCUACCACAGUGGAAGGUCUUUUCCAGUAAGUAAUAUAAGUUGAGGUAUGGCUCAUCAGUUAGGUUUGUGAGGGCUCACAUGUGGCUGAAGAUAUGAUAAGAGAAGCAACCUGAAUGAACUGAUAUCACAGUUUCCUAACAGGGUUUAUCUUCUAUUGGUUAUAAUAUUUCAGAAUUUGGGGGAAGUCUGAGAUUUAACAGCAGUUGAGUAUGCAGUUGAAAACCUUGAUGAGAAAUGUGUCUCUGCCUGGUUAAAAAGUCUGAUUUCUUUUAGAGGUUGGUCUUGCUACUGUUACCCUUUCCACUGUCAUUCCAAGGAUUAGACUAUGAUAGUAUACUUAAAUGAGGCAAUAUGUUUGAUCAAAGUCGAUGCACUGCAUUUCUUCCCACUUUAGCUAAUAGAUAUGCUCCUCCAAAGACUGAGACCCUAGUGCUUUUGUAGCAAGCUUGGCUGACAGAAUAUAACGUGCUUUCUUGGCAUUCUACAGUGUCAAAUUAUUGUGGCUGAGUACCCAUACACAUGCUGAAACUCAGCUGCUUGUUUGCACCCUAAUGGGAAUACCAUGGUUGUAUGUAAAAGAGCUUGUCUAAAACUUGUUUUUCUAUUUUGGAGUAAGUCCUGUUAAACUUUAUUUAUUUUAGCUUUUAUCCAGAAAUAAAAUGGUUUCAAAAUGAAGAGACUGUUACAGUGAAGGUAAAAAUAGCAAGUAUAGCUGACUAUAAAUGCAAGUUCUCUAAAGAGAAGGUGGUUU
Dromaius novaehollandiae (emu) is the source of this 4355-nucleotide messenger RNA. RefSeq names its product tudor domain containing 12 (gene TDRD12). Gene Ontology annotation, molecular function: nucleic acid binding; metal ion binding; ATP binding. Bases 206 to 3559 code for a protein of 1117 amino acids. Lineage: Eukaryota; Metazoa; Chordata; Aves; Casuariiformes; Dromaiidae. Gene Ontology annotation, biological process: germ-line stem cell division. The transcript has 28 exons. The record is from RefSeq and is a predicted model, not a curated record.